This is a messenger RNA of Magallana angulata, 3576 nucleotides long. RefSeq names its product neprilysin-like. The record is from RefSeq and is a predicted model, not a curated record. Gene Ontology annotation, cellular component: plasma membrane. Gene Ontology annotation, molecular function: metalloendopeptidase activity. The coding region runs from base 441 to 2729 and encodes 762 amino acids. Gene Ontology annotation, biological process: protein processing. Lineage: Eukaryota; Metazoa; Mollusca; Bivalvia; Ostreida; Ostreidae. The transcript has 25 exons.
AAUGAUUAUUAUACAAUAACCAUCUGCGCCGGGAAGGUGCCGUAAACCUGGGAAAUGAAAAGAAUGAUUGUUCGGCUCUGAGGUUGUGUGUUGAAGAUUAGGCCUAGUUUCUGCAGAAAGAUAAUCGAAUGGAUACGAUAACAAAACAAAUUUGCCUCCUCUUGUAGAGGUGAAACGUCAGUUGUGAUAAAUGCUACAUGCGCAUCAAAAAUGUCGACACAGUCAGAGGAUUUAUGUUCGCAAGAUCAGAGGUGAAAAAACAAACCGAUGUUUCAGUAAGAUGUUCUCUUUGGCCGACUUUAUUGUUUAUGCUGGGACCGUACAAACUGUUUCAAUGAAUAUUUGUGCGAGAGUGAGUUCGGGGAUGUGAUGUAUCAAUUGUUUAAGCGACCCAAAAACGACUACAGCAGGUUUUUUUUAAUCAGUACAAAGUGACUACAAUGGAAGCCAAUGGAAAUUCCAAAUAUUAUAUAACAGACGACCCUAGCCAGGUAGACUUCAAAAGAUCACAGGAUGAUUUUAACCGGCCGUGGUGGAAUAGGAAGAGAACCCCGCUUGAGAUAGUCCUUGUUCUUAUAUGCCUUGUAUGCAUUGCUGUUACAACUAUUUUAAUUGUCAUAGAAACUACGAGAGAAAAUAGCCAAUCGAAUCAUUUAAUACAGACUCAAACUGAGGCUGGAAUUUGUUUGACAGAAGAAUGCGUGAAAGCUUCUGCUCGUCUUCUACGCGGAAUGAGACAGGAUAUUAACCCAUGUGACGACUUCUUUGAGUAUGCAUGUGGGUCUUGGAAUAAAAUAAACGUCAUUCCAGAGGAUAGAUCAGGCUACAACACGUUCGCCAAACUUCGUGAUGACUUACAAGUCAUUUUAAAAGAUUUGCUUGAGCAACCAAUAUCAAACGAUGAGCCAAAAGCAACCCAAAAGGCCAAACAUCUGUAUAGAUCAUGUGUCAACGAGUCAAUGAUAGACGAGAGAGGACUCGAGCCGGUCAAAAUAUUUCUGGAGGAAUUGGGUGGAUGGCCGGUCACCUACCCAAAGAACAAACUCUGGGAUGAAACGAAAUUCAAUUUUAUCGACCUGUUAGUGAAGCUGAAACUUUAUAAUAACAAAAUCUUUGUUGAUCAGUGGGUGAGCGCAGACGAUAAGAACUCAAAUGUGAAUAUCAUACAGUUAGACCAACCAGAACUUGGGAUGCCGUCACGUGAUUAUUACUUACGCGGCAUUGGGGAUGAGGAUGUUCAAAUUUACGAGAAAUUUGCUGUCGAUGUUGCCAUGAUGUUCGGGGCAAGUGAACCCCAAGCAAGGAGAGACAUGAGAGAAAUGGUCGAAUUAGAGAUUGAGUUAGCAAAUAUAACUACACCUCAAGAUCAGCGUCGAGAUGGGGAAGAAAUAUACAAUAGGAUGACAGUGAAGGAACUUCAGGGGAAAAUCCCAGGGUUUGAUUGGUUGGGAUACCUCAGACUUAUAUUUCAAAAAGUGAACAUAACUAUUGAAGAAACAGAAGAAAUAGUAGUAUAUGCCCCUGAGUACCUCGGCAACAUGGUAAAAAUUGUCAAGAAUGCAAAUAACAGGCUAUUGGCGAAUUACAUGAUUUGGCGCAUAAUGAUGAACCGAGUUACCAACUUACCUCUGAAGUACAGGAAUAUUCGAAAUGAGUACUAUAAAAAAAUUUAUGGGUCAGACACGGAGAGGUCGCGGUGGAGGGACUGUAUAAGCUAUGUGAACGAUAACAUGGGUAACGCUGUCGGGAGACUCUUUGUCAAGGAUCAUUUUGAUGCGGGGGCAAAGGAAGUGGCUCUCAAUAUGAUCCAUGACAUCAGAGCGGCAUUCUACGACUUACUGGAGGAGGUUACGUGGUUAGAUCAGAAAACGAGGACAGUGGCCAUAGAAAAGGCUGAUGCUAUGGCAGAGAAAAUAGGAUAUGCGCCUUUUAUCCUUAAUAAUACAGCACUGGAUAAAACUUAUGACGCAGUAAAUUUUUCAUCUGACACAUAUUUUGAAAACGUCUUGGAUAAUAUCCGAUCGAUUGCCUGGAGCAAUUCCAAAAAGCUUCGCGAAGCAGUUGAUAAGACAGAAUGGUCAACAACGCCGGUAGUAGUCAACGCAUUUUACAGCUCAACCAAAAAUCAAAUAAUGUUUCCAGCAGGAAUUUUACAGCCACCGUUUUACAGCAAAGGCUAUCCAAGAUCAUUGAAUUAUGGAGGAAUCGGUAUGGUGAUUGGACAUGAAAUAACUCAUGGAUUUGACGACAGAGGAAGGCAAUUUGACAAAUUUGGCAACCUUAAACAGUGGUGGGAUGACGAAGUGAUAGCCAAAUUCAAGGAUCAAGCCAUGUGCAUUAUAGAGCAAUAUGGCAAUUAUACGAUGCCGGAAGUUGCGAUAAAUUUGAAUGGAGUUCAAACACAGGGGGAGAACAUUGCAGACAACGGAGGAUUAAAGGAAGCUUAUAGAGCUUAUGAGAAAUGGGAGAAUAACCAGGCACGAGAACCCGACAGACUCCCGGGGAUGUCUCAGCUCAGCAACAAGCAGCUCUUUUUCUUAAACUUUGCUCAGGUAUGGUGUGGUACCAUGAGACCGGAAGCCAUUAUCAACAGAAUCAGGACGACAUUACACAGUCCGGGAAAAUUCAGGGUCAUUGGAACUCUUCAAAACAUGCCCGAAUUCGCAGAAGUUUUUAAUUGUUCUGCAGAUUCUUAUAUGAAUCCAGUCAAGAAAUGUCGAAUAUGGUGAUGUAAGUGUUCAAAGUAGAUGAACCAGGUGAUUAAAAUGUGAUUGAAAAAAGUCUAGAUAUUCGUCACAACGGCCGAAACAUGAUUGCUUUGUCUUAAGAUUGUUUCAGGACGAAGAAAAGGGUUUUUUUUUUUCGUUAGGCGAAAGUAAAGGGAAAAAAGUGAAACUUCUAAUGGCAGUUGAUAACACCUGAAUUGUAAAUAAUGUAACUACUUUUGUGUUAAAUAUUCAUAGAUGACAGCUUGAUAAAAUAAAUGUUUGUUUGUUUUUGUAUAUGGAUAUCAUCUUGUUUUCCUACCAUUUUAUCAUCAUUUUUGCUUCAUACGUUUGUCACAAGUUUGGACAGUGGUUUGUAAAUCUAUAUGGGUUUUUUUUCAGAGCAAAACAUGACAAUUCUCUCUUAUAGGAUAGUAUAAUAUGCUCAUAAAAAGCAUGUAGAUAUAUAUAAACGCAAUUAUUUCAAAUAAUGUUCUAAACCAUCUUUUAUAUACGUGUAUCCUUUAGCACGUAGCAUACGGGGAAGGGGCUCUGCCAUUUUUUAUACGACCUUUGUCUUAUAUUUUUAUACAGAAAAUAAAAUGAAAAUUGAAAGAUACCUGUAAAAUGCUGGUGUUGAUCAAAUUUUAAGAUAACAAGGCAAAUACUCCCCUGCAAAUGCCCUAUUUACAUUAGAAAAUAGAGAUUUGGUAAAAUUUAUGUUAAAUUUAUUGAUUUGAAAUUUUUUAAAUUAGAUUUAUCAUUUAUUUCUUUUUAUUCUGUUAAAGUGUUGGGGUAAGUCCCCUUUAAAAAAAAUACUUCGUGCCUGUUUUGUAAGAACUUUUAUUUUAAUUAAACAAAUUACUUAAUU